AUGUUUAUGAAUGGCAAUGCAACCAUUACAGGUGAUGCACCUUCUUGGAGAGCUGCUGCUUUUCAGUUCUUAACUAGGAUGUUCCUGAAAAAGGAUGGAAGCCAAAGGUUAGCACAACUGCCUAAACUUGCAGCAUUUAUCUUAGCACAGGAUGCCCUGGAAAACGCAAAGGGGCCUGGAAGAAUCGACCCCUCUUGCAACUCAGUCCCCACUCUAAAGGAAACAUCCCUCCAGCAAGAGGUGUCUCUGAUCUGUCCCCAGCUGAGGUGUCCUCUCCAUGCUGAGAAAGACUAUCUCCCGGCGAUUGGCGGGUUUUUGUUAUUGCCCAGCCAGGAAGGGGGAAGGACAAGGGACAUCCUCCCGCCCAAUUGCGCAAAGGCGGCUCAUCUGAAAAGCAAGCUUAUCCCUAGAGAGACAGCAAGGUGCAGCCCUGGCUGUAGGCGUGCGAGCAGCACGAGAGGGCCGAUCUCAGAGGACGCGCGGGGGCUGGGCUGCGGAGGACCCCCCCCCCCCCCACUUCACUUCCGAGACCCUGCGGCUUGGCUGCUCGCAAGGGAGUCCCGGUUCCACGCUCCACCAGCAUUUCACAGAUUUUCUCCCCUCGGCUCUAUCUCGGCCACCUUCCUAUCUAGAGAAGCUGCGGGAGCUGGGGGCCCCCCCGAGAUGCGCUGCUCCCGGAAGCGGUGGGCAAUCCGCAGGCUGAGUCCGCUCCGGAUCUUUCAUCAAGGGAAAGAAACAGCGAGAACUGCGGCACGGAGGGAAAUCCUACUGGUGGGGCCCUCCGGGUCCAUGCAGAACUCAACGGAAAUGUCUUAUUGACCAUCCUGGCACCCUUCCUUCUUUCUCUGUCCUUUCACUCCAGUGAGAAUCCAGCUAAAGUUAAAGCCCGGCAAGAAGAGAUCUCGUGCUUGCCUCCUCCCUUCAGCUAUUUCCUGGCUACUGGAGAUGGAUGUUCGGAGUCAGAAAUGCCCUUUCUUGGAGUAGAGAUGUUUACGGCAAGGGUUUGGGGGGGGGGUACCCGCAGAAACUGGGUACAGCACACAAAGAAGUUUAAUCGACUCUCUCCUGUGUUUGUCCAGAUGAUGUCUUUAGUUUAAUAAACGUCAUCUCUGUGAUUUUGAGCUUUACCCAGGAGGUGGCUAUGGUUUUGUGUUGUUGACAAAGCACAGAACUAUUUCUGAGGAUGUGAACCUGGUUCACUUGGUAGAUAGUAACUGGAAAUCCUACUUCUCUUCUAGGAGAAAGUUUACACUGGAAAAAAAAAAUAGGUGUAGGUGUUUGAAUGUAAAUUUGCCCUUUAUUUUGCAGACUUUAUGUUACUCAUCUAUCUUUACAAUAUGUAAAAUAAAUUGCAUUUAUAACUUAUCUCAAUCAUUAAUCAAGAUAAACUAUGUAUUAUGCUACUUAAAAUUCUUUUUACCUUCAUGAAGCUAACAUUUUUUUCUGUUCUAUCUCAGAGAUGAUGGACUCUGUUUGAACUGAUUAAGUGUUCUUCAAUCUUUACACUAUCUAGAAGUUUGCAAAAUCAAUUCUUCUUUGGUUUUGGACAUACAGUGAGUUUCUUUAAUAAUGCAUAAUGAAUUUCACAGGAUGUCAUGGGUAUCUUGUGCUAGACCAAAAUAUUAAACAGUGGCUUAUACUUUAAACAUGCAUAUAUUAAUAAAAGCUCAAUUUAAUGAUGUUCAGUGAAUGAUGAAAAUCUAUAAUCGUAGCCAUUAUAUGAUCGGCAUGUCUAGGGAUCCACACGUGAGUUUUGAAUACACUAUCUUUAU
Mustela erminea (ermine) is the source of this 1772-nucleotide messenger RNA. RefSeq lists its product as uncharacterized. The coding region runs from base 1 to 819 and encodes 272 amino acids. The record is from RefSeq and is a predicted model, not a curated record. The transcript has 4 exons. Lineage: Eukaryota; Metazoa; Chordata; Mammalia; Carnivora; Mustelidae.